This is a messenger RNA of Drosophila rhopaloa, 2458 nucleotides long. Its product is annotated as protein germ cell-less. NCBI's taxonomy places the organism in Eukaryota, Metazoa, Arthropoda, Insecta, Diptera, Drosophilidae. The transcript is spliced from 4 exons. Gene Ontology annotation, biological process: germ cell development. The record is from RefSeq and is a predicted model, not a curated record. Gene Ontology annotation, molecular function: protein binding. Bases 232 to 1941 code for a protein of 569 amino acids.
UCCACCUCAAAUUUAUUUUGAGAGCAAACUGCAGCAAAACAGAGAUAAAUUUGCUAGCGAACGGGAUUGAAAUGAUAUAAAUCGCACGCUUACUCACAAACGCGUAGAACUUUAGUCGGUGUUUAUUUUAUUUUUUUGUUACAAAGUUGGUGAACGUAAAGUGCAAUUGCAGUUAUAUAAAACUGCAGAACUGUAACUGCAUAUUUACAAGGGGGACUCCUUUGCUGAGCCAUGGGUCAGAUCAUGGGCUCCAUGCAUACGAAUGUGGCGGAGGUGUUUGGAAACCGGCGGAAACGGAAACGCAGCACGGACUCCAUGUUGAGCAAGGACGACCAAUCCCAGAUGGACACCACACAGCCCAAAAAGAAGAAGCUUCUUACUACCACACAGUACAUAUACAAGGCUCUGUUUAAGGAGGAGAAGAACUCUGAUGUGGCCGUAAUGGCUUUGGACAAAGUCUGGCACCUGCACAAAGUCUACCUGAGCCAGAGUCCCUACUUCUACACCAUGUUCAAUGGAACUUGGCGGGAGGCGCAGCAGAAUUUCAUUCAGAUCGCGAUCCUCGAUGACCGGAUCACCGUGGCCAGUCUGGAUGCUGUAUUUGGAUCUAUGUACUCCGACGAAAUCGAGAUUGAGUCGGCCGAUGUCAUAUCGGUCUUAGCCACGGCUACGCUGUUCCACUUGGACGGAAUCAUCGACAAGUGUGCCGAGGUGAUGGUCGACAACAUCAGUCCGGAGACAGCUAUCCAGUACUAUGAAGCAGCCUGCCAGUACGGUGUAGUUGGAGUAAAGAAGUCUACCUUCCAAUGGUUCCAGAUCAACCUGCUAAGCAUCUAUAGCAAGCAGCCGAACCUGCUGAGGCACAUCUCAAUCGAGCUAAUGAGUGCCCUCACCGCUAGCCCAGAUUUGUACGUAAUGCAGACGGAGUUCUCACUGUACACACUGCUGCGCACCUGGAUGUUCCUGCGCCUGCAUCCCGACUACGAUCCAGAGGACCCGAUACAGCGGGCUGAGGCGGUUAAAACACAAGAGCGACUUGUCAAUGCCGGCGUGGAAACGCACACGCCCAGCGGAGAUGUCGUCCAGUGGGCGUACUUUACCAGUCGCAUGGAGGAGCGUUCGUUCCUGGCCACGCCCGAGGGGCAGCCGUAUGUAAGGGUCUUCCAGAAGCUGCGAACACAGUACCUGACCAACCACUACAUGGAUCUGAAGAUUAUCUACAAUGACAACAUCAUACCCAAGGAGUGGCUUUAUCGGCACAUCCACAACCACUGGGAUGCACUACUGCGGAUCGAUCACGGGCAGGAGGACUGCAGUCCCCAGCAGCUCGACAAUGAGCAGUUCUUUGAGAGCUGCAUGCGCUGUGGACGCAUGUUGCUCGAGCCUGGCUACCAAAAGUGGCGCUGGACGGGCUUUAACUACGGAAUGGAUCUCAUCCUGAUUAUGGACUCGCGCAGACUGAACAUUCGUCGCCACCACCGGCACGAGCACGAGCGAGUGCUCAGCCUGCAGACGAAGCGCAAGUUCAUGGUCCGCACCACGGUGACCUCGAUAAACGCCCAGCGCCAGGCAGUGUUCACCCAGACGUCCGAGAUCUGCUCCCUUAGCCUUGAGAAGAACGAGGAGGUACCGCUGAUGGUCCUUGAUCCAAAGCUGGUUCAUCCCCUGCUUAUCUCCAUCAAUAUGCUGGUGGUGAUGCCGCCUAAUCAGAGUUUCAAGGAGAUUGUUCCGCUCAGCGAGGAGCCGACGACGUCGCUGUCCAUACCCAUUUCGGAAAUCGGAGCGGACUGCGAGCGACCACUGACUCCGUCCAGUGCCGACGACUCGGCGGUCUUUAUUGGCGACUCGGAGCCCUCGACACCAUCCUCGCCAGCUCCACGGGCAAGGAUCACUUGGUCGGCCAGCGAAACGGACGACGUCUACGGCCAAAUGACGUGUUGAGCACGAACCUCAAAGCAGUCCACCAACACCAGUACCAGUACCACCAUUUUCUGUUCAUUUACCCGCAGAGGCCGGGACUCGUUAUAGUUGUAAUUGUAAAUUCGUUUUUCGCCAUCGUGAUCAGCUACGGCUAAUCGAUCUGAUCUAAACGUUUGUACAUUGAACAUUAGCAUAUCGGCGAUCGUUUUGGUAUGCGCAGAUCUAUAUUUUUGUAUAUCGUUUACAUCAUUAGUAUCUUGUAAUAGCGCUUAACGUCAUCUACUUGUUUAGAGUAGACGCACGCUCUCGUGCCCUCGCACAAUUUAGAUGUUUCAUAUAGUUGUAAAUUCGAAGUUUUAAGAUUGAUUGUUAUGUUUAAGUAAAAAGAAACGCUGUAAAGAAAUUAUGAUUUAGCGUCUUCGAAUCCUUCUAGUUCAACGCAUGUAAUAACUUUCUCUAACACAUUUUUUACUCGCUUCAGUACGCACAGUAACAAUUACCUUGAGCGAUCAUUUAUUAAAGAUUGCAAUUAAUUCUA